AUGGCCACCUCCGCCAUACCGACCGGCGGUAUGAUCGACCCAACGAAACAGGCCGAGUACCCAGUGCUUCUGGGCGACAGAUUAAGCCAACAAGACACCUUCUCGCAAUCACGGUUAAUCAAUUUCAAUUACAACUAUAAGACCAAAUCCGCGACUCCGCAGCAGCGAUCGACAAUCACCCGUUCGUCACAAUCCCAGGAUCUUUAUAAUCUCACCAUCACGGACAAGCCACAGAGUACGGAGAACAAUACAUUAACAUAUUUGUAUGAAGGUAGUGUGGACCCGACACAGGAGUCUGAAGUGCAGGAUUAUGUUUUGGUCUUUGACUCGGAUCGCAAGGCGUUUGUCUUGGAGCCAGUCGCGACAAGGUUGAACUUCAAUCUUCGCUCGGCCCCAGCAAAGACAGAAAAGCAGGUGUUGGAACAGUAUGAGCAGCUCAGGACUUUGCAGGAGGAUCAACAAGGGUCGGCAGAUGAACAGCCGCCUGAAAGUGUCGACGGGGAUGAUGAUGGCCCUGCGGAUGAGAGCAAUCCCUACGAUUUCCGGCACUUCCUUCCCAAGGCUGGUGAUGAGGAUGAUGAAAAAGAAAAGUCCUCAUUGGAUCGAAUUACCCCGGAACCUCAGGCCAGCACAAGCAAGCCCGAUACUCUGUCAAUACCUGUACCUGCCAAACGUGCCCCAAGUCCGAAGCCGCGACCAAAAACCCAGACCAACCCUCUCCGUCAAAAGAAGGCCGAGCCUGCGAAGACGAAAAUAGAACCUGCAAAGAAGAAGGCAGAGCCUAUGAAGAAGAAAGAGCCACCACCGCGCGAGCCAAGCCCUAAGCCCGAGGCCCAAAUCGAAGUGGAGGAGUUCGAAGAGCCUGAAUCCAAAUCGACACCUUCCGAUACCGGAACUGCCGCUCUGGAUUCGCAUAAGGCUAUUCCGUCGCCAGGUUCUAAUAUCAUCAUUGACGGAGAUCUGAUUAUCGACAUGGGAUCGCCGCCUCCGUCUCGCCCUGUCUUCAAUAUCAACCCAGCUCACUUCUCUUCGAAUGGUACACCGGCGAAUGGUGCAGAAGACGACGACGAUGAAGAGAUGGAAGAUCUCAGACUCCCAUCUCCUGCUGGACAUACAGCUCCCGCGCAGGAGGCCGCACCUGAGCUGGCUCAGGAAGAAGAUAUUGAAGACGAUGAUGCUCUGGCAGCAGAAAUGGAAGCCGCUUUCGAACAGAGUGCAAUGGAAGAACAAAACGCACAUAGUUACAGUCAACCAGCAUCGCAACAAUACCACGCUCACAGCGACGACGAAAGUGAAGUCAGUGAGGAGGAGUGA
Messenger RNA from Aspergillus chevalieri, 1314 nucleotides. Its product is annotated as ELL-associated factor. Bases 1 to 1314 code for a protein of 437 amino acids. Lineage: Eukaryota; Fungi; Ascomycota; Eurotiomycetes; Eurotiales; Aspergillaceae. The record is from RefSeq and is a predicted model, not a curated record. The transcript has a single exon.